AGCAUAGACAUGGCUUCACUAGGCUAUCUUGAAGUGUUCUUAGCAGUCGUAUGCUUCACCUAUUUCUGGAUUUUAGGCCACAACGAUGGUUCCCCCUUAUGGAACUGGCCGGUGUUCGGAAUGUUACCCGGUAUUCUCCUCCAAAUUCACCGGAUUCACGAAUGGUGCGCCGAGAUCCUAGAUCCAUCCAAGGCUACCUUUUACUUCAAAGGGCCUUGGUUUGCUAACAUGGACAUGGUGGGCACUGUUGAUCCUGCCAAUGUGCACUAUAUCAUGAGUGCCAACUUCUCAAACUUCCCAAAAGGCCCCGAGUUCAUGAAGAUUUUCGAUGUUUUGGGAGAUGGGAUUUUCAAUGCUGACUCCGAUUUGUGGAGGAACCAGAGGAAGCUUGCUCGGAUGAUGAUCAAUCACCACCGGUUCAACCGGUUCUUGGUGAAAACCAGCCGGGAUAAGGUGGCCAACGGACUUAUCCCUGUCCUUGAACAUGCCUCCAAGCAAGGCCUAACUGUGGACUUGCAGGACUUGCUACAGAGGCUCACAUUUGACACCACUUGCACCUUUGUCACCGGCUAUGAUCCCGGUUGCCUCUCCCUCGACCUCCCUCAUGUUCCUUUCUCCAAAGCCUUGGAUGAUGCCGAGGAGGUCAUACUUAUUCGACAUGUUGUCCCUGAAUUCAUACGGAAGCUGGAAAAAUGGCUCGGAAUUGGACAAGAGAAGAAGCUCAUUAAGGCCUGGGAAACUCUAGACAAUGUCAUAGCCAAGUACAUAUCAAUGAAGCGCGAAGAGCUUAGCGGAAAAGUAACCAAAUCGAAAGAAGACGAAGAGGGUGUUGAUCUCUUGACAUCCUACAUCAAUGAAGAUCGUGAAGACAUGGGACUUAACCGCGACGACAAGUUCUUGAGAGACACCAUUCUGAAUUUCAUGAUCGCAGGACGUGACACAACUAGCUCAGCCCUCACUUGGUUCUUUUGGGUUGUGUCAAAAAACCCAAGUGUGGAGUCCAAAAUCAGAGAGGAACUCAAUAGCACCAUACCAGAAAAUGAGGCUGAAAAAUGGAGGCUUUUCGACGCUGAAGAGACCAACAAGUUGGUUUAUCUUCAUGCUGCAUUGUCUGAAGCUUUGAGGCUGUAUCCACCAGUUCCAUUCCAGCACAAGGAGCCACUUGAGCCAGACAUCCUACCUAGUGGCCACAAAGUUCAUCCAGGGAUGAAGAUAGUGUUUUCGCUGUACGCGAUGGGAAGGGCUAAAUCGAUUUGGGGGGAUGAUUGCUUGGAGUUUAAGCCGGAGAGAUGGAUCACAGGCCGCGGAACGAUCAAGCACGAGCCAUCAUACAAGUUCCUGUCAUUCAAUGCAGGGCCUAGGACUUGUAUUGGGAAGGAAGUGGCAUUCACUCAGAUGAAGGUUGUUGCAGCCACUGUGAUCCACAAUUACCAUGUUCAAGUGGUCAAAGGACACCCUGUGUCUCCUAAUGUUUCCAUCAUUCUGUACAUGAAGCAUGGCUUGAAGGUUAAGGUCAUCAAGAGAUGGUCCUGAAGUACUGACUCUACUUGGUUGCCACUAUGGUGUUUUGGUCUUUGCUUGUGACCAAUUUCUCAU
Molecule: messenger RNA, 1596 nt
Organism: Cornus florida
Lineage: Eukaryota; Viridiplantae; Streptophyta; Magnoliopsida; Cornales; Cornaceae
Product: alkane hydroxylase MAH1-like
Exons: 1
Coding region: 10-1533 (507 amino acids)
Molecular function (GO): iron ion binding; oxidoreductase activity, acting on paired donors, with incorporation or reduction of molecular oxygen; monooxygenase activity
Source: RefSeq, a predicted model, not a curated record